Molecule: messenger RNA, 2061 nt
Organism: Triticum aestivum (bread wheat)
Lineage: Eukaryota; Viridiplantae; Streptophyta; Magnoliopsida; Poales; Poaceae
Exons: 4
Coding region: 592-1617 (341 amino acids)
Biological process (GO): regulation of flower development
Cellular component (GO): nucleus
Molecular function (GO): DNA-binding transcription factor activity; protein binding
Source: RefSeq, a predicted model, not a curated record
CCAAGAGCAAGAGCAUUCGAGCAACCGGUGAGGCUCUUCUUCUCUUGAGUCUUGAGGCCAGCCCAGCAGCACCGUGUUGGCGGUGUGAUGUGAUGUUAUGGACGCUUUGUUUUUCUUUCUUUCUUUCUUUCUUUUGUCCCUUUCUUCUUCCUCCUCCGCCCGCCCGCCGCUCUUUCUUCCUCCUCUCCUCUGCUCUGCUCCUUUGUUGUCCUAUAAAUCCUGCCCCCGGAGGCCUCCAUCCUUUCCAAUCUCUCCCAACCCACUCCAUUCCUUGUUUCAUUCACCCCUCCCCUCCCCUCCCCUACCCAUCUGGCCUACUCAUCUCAUCUCAUACGUAGAGAAGAGAUAUAGUGUGGGGAAGAAAGUGACCAGACCAGACCAGAGCAGACCAGCAGCUAGCCUAGGUCCAGCCCUUCCCCUCCUCUCCUCUCCUCGCGCCACCGCCCGCCGGACCACCCAUCCGGACCGGAGAUCCACCCAUCACAUAUACCUACCUUCCUUCCAUCCUUCCAUCCUUCCUUCAUUCCUACAAGCAAAGCAAAGCAGCGCAGAGCAGAGAGAGAUCCAGCACAGCAGACAAGUAGAAGCAAGAUGUUCGCCGACGCCGGCUUCAGCUUCUCCGCCUACUCUCCUUCCCCGCAGCCGCAGGGCUACUCAUACUCGCCCCCGCUCUUCUCCCACCCCUACCCCGACCACUCCUCCUUCUCCUCUGCCCCCAACACCGCUGCUCCGGCGCAACCGCCGCAACUCCCUCUCCCUCUCCCUCUCCCUCUCUUGCACCAGCAACACCAACAACAUCAAGCCGCCGCUGCACCCGACGACGACGACGCCUCCGCCGCCAUGUACCACCACCUGGGAGACAUGGGGCAGCCAUCCCUGAUAUCAGAGUAUGACCUUGGAGCAGAGGGCGACCUGUUCAAGGCCCCGGAGCCCAUAAUCGAGGAGCCGCUGCUGGCCCUCGAUCCCGUCGCCGCCGCCAUCUCCAUGAUGUCCGGCGGCGACAACGCCAUGGACGACAGCAUCAAGGUCUCGGACAUGGGCCUGAGCGAGGUGCUGUACGAGUGCGAGAAGGAGCUCAUGGAGAAGUCGGCCAUCGAGGAGACCAUAUCCGAGCUGCUGGACGUCAAGAUCCCCAUGCUGCAGGUCGAGGACGUGCCCGGGGAGCUCAGGGCCUCCUCGUCAUCGACAAUUGCCGCCGGCACCGGCGAGUGCUCGCUCCAGAAGAGCGUCAGCUCCGGGUGCCUCAACUCGGGCGACUGGAUGAACGGGUCGGCGGUGAGGCCCAACUUCCUCGACUUCCAAGGGCUCGACUUCGAGGCCGCCUUCGGGCUCCGGCGAGCCUACAGCGAGGGUGACAUUCAGCUUGGUGCCAAUACCCCUCGGCCUGGGAUCGCGGCAAAUGUGCAGGCAUCUGGUGAGAGGCUUGUGACCAUCAGCGACCUCAAAAGCGAGGAGAGGAAGCAGAAGCUCAACAGGUACAGGAAGAAGAAGAUCCAGAGGAACUUUGGCAGAAAGAUCAAGUAUGCUUGCAGGAAGGCUCUGGCGGACAGCCAGCCGAGGGUGCGAGGGAGGUUCGCCAAGAUGGACGACGGCGACAUGCUCAAGCCGAGGAAGUAGACGGGGCCAUGGAGGCCGCCGCGAAGCCGAUGAGGAGGGAAGACAAAGGUUGUUGCCAGGAGGGAAUUAUGCUGCUGCUGCUGCUGCUGCUGCUGGGAGAUGCUGCCAGUGGCUUUGUUGGCGUCUAGAAGCUUCUAGGUGAGGCGGCACCGCCUUCUAGGGUCAUGGCUGCCGUGCCGCGCUGCGCCGCCCGUCGGAAUUCAUUUCAGUCGCUCCAUCAAAUCCGUUCCGUUCCUAUGGGUGACAUUUUCUAUUUUCUGCGUUCGUUUGUAGUAGUAGUAGUGAUAAUAAUAUGAUGAUGGUCCUCCUCCCUGCGGUGCAAGAGAGUGGAGAGCCCUAGCCAGGCAGGCUCCUCUUCUUCUUCUGUGUACAAAGGCUUGAACUUGAAGUUGGUACUACUAAAUAAAUAAAACCCAGGCUCCUCUCUUGCUUCCCAUGUAAAAA